Molecule: messenger RNA, 3013 nt
Organism: Cherax quadricarinatus
Lineage: Eukaryota; Metazoa; Arthropoda; Malacostraca; Decapoda; Parastacidae
Product: ATP-sensitive inward rectifier potassium channel 12
Biological process (GO): regulation of monoatomic ion transmembrane transport; potassium ion import across plasma membrane
Cellular component (GO): plasma membrane
Molecular function (GO): G-protein activated inward rectifier potassium channel activity
Source: RefSeq, a predicted model, not a curated record
CCCAUACUUCUUAGCUCUGGGGCUUCUCUCCUUGCAAACCUCUGCAGUGUGUGUGUAUGUAUGUGUGGGGGGGGGACGUGUGUGGUCGGUUGUGUGUGUGUGUGCGUUUGCGGGCAUGUGUGUGUGUGUGUGUACGUGGCGCGGGAGGCAGUGUCCGGACAUGGACGGCAGUGUGCUUCGUUCCUGGGACUUGCUCACACGGCCGCGCGCCACUCCGUACACCCGUGUUGCGCCCGUAUAUUGCAGCGAGUGUUGUGCCAGUACACUGUAAGGAGUGUGUUGACAGUGAAGUGUACCGAGUAUUACGACCGAGUACUGUAACGAGUACUGCAACCUUGAACUGUAACCUGAGUUUUGUGCUGUAUUUUUCAACGAGAGUUGCGCCCAUACACUCUAACGAGUGAAUCACUCUCGUGCUCUAAUAAGUGUUGGACAGUGUGCUGUAACUUGAGUUUUGUGCACGUGUACUCUAGCCUGAAUUUUGUGCCCUUAUAAUACAGCGAGUUUUGUACCCGUAUUAUGGGUGAGACACACGCAAUCGCUGAGAUACGCUCGUCUAGCGGGUAAGUGUCGUGGAUGUGCUGUGACUGACUGCCGUGACAGCCGUUACAUUCAUGUCAGAGACUCUCACAUGACUCACAUGCUUAACGUCGAAUUGUAAAAACAUUGUCGGGGAAUCUAGUUAUCUUGAGUUCGACUGCGCUAAGUAUCGAAGAUCUUCUGCCGCGACGGGAACAAGAGUCGACGCCGAGGGACGGCGAGAUCGAGGGCGAGGCCAGCCAGGUGUUGGUCAGCACGGAUAAUCUUUCCAACUUGGGAAAGGUCUUAGGAGAGACGUCCCGCGUCAGGCUGACGUCCGCUGGAGACACUAGCAGAGACUCACCGCCUGUGGUGACGUCACUGCCAUUACUGAGCCUCCCGCAGGCAGCUCCUGAGCCCAGCAACGUGUGUGAAGGGCGUGUGUGCGAGGGGCGGGCGUGUGGACGACCGCGUGAAUGCAGCGGUGACGGCGGGAUGAAGGUGAGCGGUGGCGAGGCUGCGGGCCCCGUGCUGCCAGUGUGGCAGACGCUGAAGGGCCUCAGCUCCAGGGACGUGCAGUGCAGCAGCCCUACUAGCCCCGGCUACCAGCAACAGCAACAACAACAGCAGCAGCAGAGUGUGCAUGGCUCCAACAUGGCUGCUGAGCGUCUUGCUCGCCGAGAUUCAUGUCCCCUAGAUGCCCCUUCGUCUUCUUCUUUUCCUUACCCAGGAAGGAACCCCCCCUUGCCCCAACUGCUGAUUCCUGAGGGAGAUCGCUCACCAGGGCUCCUUAAUGGCUCGGUGGCCCCGCCUCUUUCAGCGCCUCCUAUUGUCUCCACGGGAGAGGGUCCUGCUCGACCUCUGUGGGGGCCACCAUCGUCAUCAACGACCUCUACCUCACUCUCCAACACAAAUCUUGCCCUUCACAACAACAACAAUAACAAUAAUCAUGUCGUCAGUAACAACAACGUCAGCUACGCGACUUCUCCCAAGGAGGAAGAAGAGGACGUGGAAACACCGAGCGUCUUCAGCUUUCUCACAGGGCUGCCCUACCAGUUCAUGAUAGAUCUGUACAGACACACUCGGAUCAGCAGUAAGAAGAUGCGCAAGAGAGUGGUGCAGAAGAAUGGAGAAUGUAACGUGUCACCGUCCAAUGUAGCCAAGCGGCGGAGACGCUAUCUUCAAGAUAUCUUCACUACCCUCGUUGAUAUCCAGUGGCGGUGGACGCUGUUGGUGUUCGCCAUGUCGUUCAUCAGCUCGUGGAUGUUGUUUGCUGUAGUGUGGUGGCUCAUCGCCUACACUCACGGUGACCUAGAAGAACAACAUCUGCCACACAAACAGGAGGAAUCCAGGUGGACGCCGUGUGUGGUGAACGUGUUCAGUUUCACUUCGUGUUUCCUGUUCAGCGUGGAGACUCAGCAUACUAUCGGUUACGGGUCCCGUCACACCACAGAACAGUGUCCAGAGGCCAUCUUUGUUAUGUGUCUGCAGAGCAUCACGGGUGUCAUGAUACAGGCCUUCAUGGUUGGCAUCGUGUUCGCCAAACUCUCUCGUCCCAAGAAGCGCACGCAAACACUCUUAUUCUCUCGCAACGCGUGUCUUUGUCUCCGUGACGGCGAGAUGUGUCUCCUUUUCCGCGUGGGAGACAUGAGGAAGUCUCACAUCAUCGAGGCUCACGUGAGGGCCCAGCUCAUCAGGAAGAGAGUCACGCGGGAGGGAGAGAUCCUGCCCUUUUUCCAGUACGAGCUGGACGUGGGUUACGACAUCGGAGAGGACCGCAUCUUCUUCAUUUGGCCCAUGACAAUGGUGCACAAGAUCAACGAGAACUCUCCCCUCUACGAUCUCUCCGCCCACGAUCUGCUCCGGGAGAAAUUUGAGAUAGUCGUCAUACUAGAGGGCGUAAUAGAGUCCACAGGUAUGACUACCCAGGCGCGGUCAUCCUACCUGCCCAACGAGAUCCUGUGGGGUUACCGCUUCGAGCCCCUGGUGACCUUCAACAAGGAGCUUGGAGAAUAUGCCGUCGACUAUUCGCUCUUCAACAACACUUACCAGGUCAACACACCUCUGUACUCCGCUAGGGAACUUGACAGACUCAACAGCCAGGCGUCGACACCAGAGCAUGAUCAGGAAGACUCGCAGCCCCCAUCUCCCACCAGGAAGACCAUGAUGCAAGUGACGCCCCUGACGCCUGUCACCCCUAUGUCUCCCCUGACGCCCAUGACACCAACGUCAGCGACUGGCGUGGGUGGGGGGUCGUGUGCUCUGGACCUACACGCCUGCCCACACUCCUCCUGUGACGCUUCACAAGACGCACCUGCCUCUCGACCCCUACUGCACGAGCACGAUGAUGUCUAGCAGAUGGCCCCGGGUGCCCAAGGGUGCCCGUGUCCGUGCCUUACUGGGGUUGAGAUGACGCUGCGGGUACGUGGCUGUCGUGCUGGAAGGACCUGUGCAUGUGAGGGAAGCCAUCAACCUUCACCGUGUCAUACCCUUC